This is a messenger RNA of Pseudomassariella vexata, 1686 nucleotides long. RefSeq lists its product as uncharacterized. The coding region runs from base 1 to 1686 and encodes 561 amino acids. Lineage: Eukaryota; Fungi; Ascomycota; Sordariomycetes; Amphisphaeriales; Pseudomassariaceae. Gene Ontology annotation, molecular function: protein binding. The record is from RefSeq and is a predicted model, not a curated record. The transcript has a single exon. Gene Ontology annotation, cellular component: intracellular anatomical structure.
AUGGCUCCAUCGGCAUCAUCAGAGAAUAACUAUUACGAUUUAGGAUCAUAUCGAAGGACUGUGACCGCCGGUAAUGACGAGGCCGGCCGUUGGUUCAAUCGUGGGUUGAUUUGGUGUUAUGGCUUCAACCACGAGGAAGCCGUCAAGUGCUUCGAACAAGCCAUUGCUUGCGACAGCUCUUGUGCAAUGGCUUACUGGGGGAUCGCGUACGCGCUGGGGCCGAACUAUAAUAAACCGUGGGAUUUCUUCGAUGCGACCGAGCUCGAGACCACGGUGCAGCGGACUCACCGUGCCGUCACUAUGGCCAAACGCAGCAUAGAAAGCUGUUCCCCAGUUGAGCAAGCCCUCGUUCGCGCUCUUGAGUUUAGAUACCCGCACGAGCAUGCGGAUGAGGAUUGCUCAAUAUGGAAUAAAGGUUAUGCCGAGGCAAUGGAGCGGGUUUACCGCGACUUUCCGGAUGACCUCGACGCUGCCACCCUGUGCGCGGAUGCGAUGAUGAAUCUCACACCAUGGCAGCUCUGGGACUUGAAAACGGGGAAGCCCGCUUAUGCGGCGCGAACCAUAGACAUUCAGAGGAUCUUGAAUCGGGCUAUGACCCAGGGGGGUGGCAUGCAACAUCCAGGGAUUCUGCAUCUUUACAUUCACCUCAUGGAAAUGUCGCCCACACCAGAAGCUGCACUGGCUGCCGCUAAUCAUCUACGUGGGCUGGUCCCGGAUGCAGGUCAUCUCAACCACAUGUCGACCCAUAUCGAUGUCCUGGUAGGUGACUACGGCCAAGGGAUUAAGUCGAACCAACAGGCCAUCCGAGCAGAUGAGAAGUUUCUAGCCCUAGCAGGGCCGUUGAAGUUUUAUACCCUGUAUCGGAUGCACGAUUAUCACUUCUGCAUCUAUUCAGCCAUGUUCGCCGGCCAGUCGAAUGUCGCUCUGGAUACUGUUACGCGGAUGGAAGAAUCCCUCUCAGAAGAGCUCCUUCGUGUUCAGUCUCCACCCAUGGCUGACUGGCUCGAGGGAUUCCUCGCCAUGCGAGUACAUGCCCUGAUCCGUUUCGGUUGCUGGCAAGAUAUCAUUGAUCUGCCGAUUCCCUCAGAUGGAGUUCUCUACUGUGUGACGGCUGCGAUGACGCAUUACGCUAAAGUUGUUGCCUUAGCAGCCACAGGCAAUAUCGCCCGCGCAGUGGAAGAGCAAGAAUGUUUUAAUCAGGCCGUGAAAGUGGUACCCGAUUCGCGCAUGCUGUUCAACAACAAGUGCACCGAUAUUCUGCGUGUCGCAGAGGCAAUGAUGCAAGGAGAGAUAUUUUAUCGUCGUGGGCUUUAUGAGAAAGCCUUCACUCACCUGAGAGAGGCUAUUUCCCGCGAAGAUGAACUGCCAUAUGAUGAGCCUUGGGGUUGGAUGCAGCCUGCGCGGCAUGCGUACGGUGCGCUGUUAUUGGAGCAGGGUUACUUGGAAGAGGCUGCGGCGGUGUAUGCUCAGGAUCUUGGAUUUGAUGACAAGUUGGCCAGAGCCCUUCAUCAUCCUGCGAAUGUAUGGGCUUUGCAUGGGUACUAUGAAUGCAUGGUGAGUUUGGGGCGAAGUGAUGAAGCUUCUCGAGUCCAACCUCAACUCCAAAAGGCUUUGCAGAUGGCGGAUGUGCCUAUCAAAGCAUCGUGCUUUUGUCGCCUCAGUGCUGUGGGAGUAGAGGGGAGAUAA